UUGAACAACAUGGCUGUUCAGUGCUGGUCGGAUCUCUUGAGGGCUGCGAAGAAAACGGCGUUGAUCUCAGAUGGAAAACGGAAAGUGCACUACUUGUUUACAGACGGUACCGAGAUGGCUGAAGAAUAUGACAUGAAGACAGAUGAACUUCUCUCACGUAGGUUGCGCUCUAAGACCACACUCGGAGGACAAGGAGCAUGGCAGGUGGAAGUGGGUGAAACAGUCCCGAACGUCACAGAGACAGGAGAAAUAAAAGAGAACAGCUCAAAUCCUGUGUUUUUACGCAAGGACACCAAGACCAGUUUCCAGUGGAGGGUCCGUAACAUCCCGUACCCCACAGACACCUAUAAGAUCGCAGUGGAACCUCUGGAGCGCUGCUGUAUCGUCCGGACCACAAACAAAAAGUACUACAAGAAGUUCAAUAUUCCAGAUCUUGACCGCUGCCAGCUACCUCUCGAGAACUCAGCCUUGAGCUUCAGUCAUGCCAACAACACUUUAAUCAUCAGCUAUAAGAAGCCCAAAGAGAUUUUAGGCCUGGAACAGGAGCUGAUGAGGGAACUGAAGAAACUGAAGGGGACAAAUGAAGGAGACGUGGACUGUAAAACCCAAUGAACUGGUGUGGACCCUCUCUGUAGCGUUAUGUGCAUCUGUCUGUGGCUUUUUCUUUUCUUUUUUUAAGGGAUUUUGAUUUUUGUUGCUGUUCAGAAGCUUCAUUAUGUGCACAAAGUAUAAAAGCAUCUGGCGUUAUAGUGCAGUUAUUUUGAAGUGAAUGUGAAUUUUAUCUCAUCAAUGAAGUGCAGCAUGUGUACAACUCAACCAGAACGUUAGGUCUAAAAUACAUUUAGGAAAUUUACUUCAGUUUUUUAUGCCAUGUGACAUAUGUUUUUUUUUUUUUUUUGUUUGUUUGUUUUUUUUGUCAUGUUACUCCGUUAAGCUGUAUUACAAUUUUGAUGGAUCAU
Molecule: messenger RNA, 959 nt
Organism: Neoarius graeffei (lesser salmon catfish)
Lineage: Eukaryota; Metazoa; Chordata; Actinopteri; Siluriformes; Ariidae
Gene: dpcd
Product: deleted in primary ciliary dyskinesia homolog (mouse)
Exons: 6
Coding region: 10-612 (200 amino acids)
Source: RefSeq, a predicted model, not a curated record